AACCUAACUCCUAUCCCCUCCCACAGACAGAAAAAAGCUGCAAAUGUGGAGCGGCAGAAAUAGUAUCUAUGCCGGAAAUGUUGUAAGCCUCUAAAAGGAAUGACUUCAGAAUGACAUUUUGGAAUCCAGUUUUGUUUGCAUGGAGACUAAGUGACAACUGGAACCUAAGUUUCUUUAAGAAAGUGGUCUCUUGCUCACAGAUCUACAGAACUCACCAGCAUUUGGAAGCUAUUCUUGUCAAAUCAUCCUGUGAGUGGGCAGUCGGGAGUUGGUGCCACUGAACUUUUCGCUUGGGAAAAUGCAUCGAAACAGCGGCUUUGCCAGAACAUGGCUGAGAGUGACCUUUGCCUGUACUCUAAUGGGCUCCAAUGCAUGACUUCAUUACCAUGGUGAUGAUCUUAACCAAAACUCUGGAAAACAAAGGUGCUGAAUCUGUAACAUGCAGGACUGAGCUGCACACCCCAAAGAUGAGUCAAGGACCUACUCUCUUCUCUUGUGGAAUUAUGGAAAAUGACAGAUGGAGAGAUCUCAGCAGGAAAUGUCCACUGCAGAUUGAGCAACCUAGCAGCAACAUCUGGGACUGCCUGCCUGAUAAAAAUGAAGAAGGCUCUAUAUGGCAAAGAGAUACAGUUAACACAUGUUCAGUGACCAACUUGAUUAAAGACCUCAGUCUUAGUGACCACAAUGGUAACCCCUCAGCACCUCCCAGCAAACGCCAAUGCAGGUCACUUUCUUUUUCUGAUGAAAUGUCAAGCUGCAGGACAUCCUGGAGGCCUUUAGGGUCAAAGGUCUGGACUCCAGUAGAAAAGAGACGGUGUUAUAGUGGGGGAAGUGUCCAACGCUACUCCAAUGGCUUCAGCACAAUGCAGAGGAGUUCUAGUUUUAGCCUACCUUCAAGGUCAAACAUACUAUUCUCAUCAUAUGACCAGUCUGGAUUUAGCAGUAGAUAUGGGUGUCAGCCAUGCCAAGGGAUGAGGAAAUCUGCCACCUAUGGACAAGCAGGUGACAUCUGGGGUAAUGACCACAGUUCUGUUGAGAGCAGCAGGGUUGAAAUGCAGCGGUCCCUCUCCUGCUCACAUGAUCAGUUUUCCUCUUCGGAAUAUUGUCCACCCUCAGCAAACAGCACACCUGCCUCAACACCAGAGCUGAUGAGACGCUCCAACGGACUGUCCCGCAGCCGAUCUCAGCCAUGUGUCCUUAAUGACAAAAAGGUUGGAGUUAAACGACGACGGCCUGAGGAGGUUCAGGAACAAAGGCCUUCGCUGGACCUUGCCAAGAUGACCCAGAAUCGUCAAACUUUUAACAGCCUUAGCUGCCUUAGCACCCCGGUGGAUGAUUGCGCUCUGCAGACCCAGUUCUGCCCUAGUGUCAAUAGCACCAAGUCAUGGACAACAUCUCCUUCCUCCUCGGAUGUCAUGCCGGGCAGGACACCAGCCUGCACGCCUGUGCCGGAGCCUCACUCGAAUGCAGAAGAAUGUAGAGUUAGCAAAGAAGACCUCUCUUGUGAGGAGUCAGACUAUUGCGCCACGGAAGAGGAGAGCAGUAGGAAAGAAGAGGAACGGGCUUCUUGGAGGAGCAGCGGGACAGGAGGGGAGAAUGUCUUUCAGCUAGACGGCGAAUUAGACAUUGAGCAGAUAGAAAACAACUGAGGGAGUGUUGUUUUGUGUCAGGGUUUUGGGAUGUGAAUUUACAACAGAGAGCAGUAAAAUCUCCCAGGUUUAAUACUUGGUUUAUACUGUACUUAGGCAUAAAAAUAAAUCAAAGUUGUCCUCCUAUCAGCAAUCAGGAGACAAAAGCAGCCUUGCCAAAAUUUCAUCAGGUAUUGAGAGCAAUGUUUUGUAAACCUUGAAAUCCUAUGUAACUACUGUAGCCAGAUAUCAGCCAGUUUGAGAACAUUGCCUGCGUGGCUUUGGAAACAAGCGUUCUGAAUCUCCAAACUGCAUUUAUUUUUUUGGCCUCUGUCAUUAAGUAAACAGCUUUUCAUAAAUUUGAAAUUGCAGCUUGUGGAGAAACUGCAAUUUUUCAGUGAAUGUGUGUGUUUAUUUAGAUUUUUUUUUUUUUUAAAGAGAAGACUGGAAAAAAAAGUACUGGUUUUGAUUCACAGACUAGGUACUGUCUAGUUCAGGGAGCUAUGCUGAGGGGACAUGUGGUAGGCUUCGUCAGCCAUAGUUUUCUAGGACAGCAAGGUGUCAAGAAUGUUUCAUGUUCGCUCAUUCAUACAGUUCUUCUCGCUCCAGACUGCACCUUACCCAUGGCAGAGGGGAGCUGUAGGGGGACAUGUUGUUCUAGCAGUGAUGGUUCAAGGAAUACGUGGGAAGCAAGAUUUGGUUGAUAAUACUGGAACAAUUGUUCUAACUGGGUGCAUCUACACAUUCAUUAAUGCACCUUAGUUAUUGCGCAUUAGACAAGUACUAAAUCAAUGCUCAGUAACUUGUGCUAUUGCGCAGUAGCACUGGCAUAUGGGUUUUUAGUGACACUGUGCCUAAUACUACUGUGCAGUAGUGUAUUAGCAUGGUUUUUGCCCAGCACGCUACUGCGCACUGUUAUUAGGCUACUGUACAGUUAGCAUCUUGUGUAGACGUGCCCACGGAGAUCUAGCUUAGUCUGUUUCUGCUUCUUUCCCAGACCGAAGGAGGGGCAUUUUCUGCUUAAAAGGCUUGUCUAAUCUCUCCCAACCAACAAAGUUGGUCCAAUAAAAGAUAUCACCAAACAAAUCUUGUUUCUCUUGUCAGAGAAAGGGUGAUGAAUGUAAACAUUCGUCCUUGAGAUAACUGUUCAAUCAGAUCUGCGUUUGGAAUCUGAUGGCCAAAAUCCUGAGGCCCUUACUUUGGCAACCCACCCCCCAUUUUUGCAUACUCACAGGCCCUUCAUAUACUGUAUUGCCUGAGAACCCCUUUUUUAGUUCUGCAGUCAUUAUCAGAGCCCCGAGAGGGAAACCAGACGUGCAAUAAUUGUUGUUUAGUCACAAUCACAAUGAGGCUUUUUAUUUUCAGUUUCCUCCAGUAUAAAAUCACAGCCCCUGGGGACAGAUCAUCAGAUGUAAAUCACCCUUGAGAUCAAUAGAAAUAUGCCUGUUUACACCAGCUGAGGAUUUGGUCCUUUCUUCAGUGUUUGGGAACUUCAGACCAGUGUUAGAGCUAUCCUGGGCAUUAGCUUAGGAGCAAAUGCUGCUGUUUCCAAAGGACAUUGCUACUCAACUUAACUUUAAUGUUCUUUCUUUCGAGUCCCUCUUUCAGACUCACUGGACAAACAGUUCUGCUUUCUGUUGGGCUUGUGAACUAAGGCUUUCAGAAGAGAAGGCUCAGUGUUUGCCAGGUAACCUGAGUUGUAAUGGUGACUGCAUUCUGAUCUCACUCCCUGGGAUAAAUUUUAGUAACUCCAUUGUAGUCAAUAUAAUUAAGUCAGUAGAAAACUGUUAUAAGGGAAAUCAGAGCCUGAGGUGUGGAGUAAAAUCCCAACAGGCUCAAAUUCUCUUGUUUUUUCCUUGUUACGUGCGAUGGGGUUACAUUUAUUAAAGCUAUUAUGCUUGUUGGGCAUGUCAUGCAGAUACUCAGGGCAAUAUCCUGGUCCCACACGGAGAACCCCCAGUGACACAAACGGGGAAGGGGUUUCACCUUUCGUUUUGUUUCAGCCUUAGAGUACUUAAUUACAGUCGGGAGAGUCCAGCUGUGUCGCUGUCUUCCUUUUGGACAGCAAUUUUUAUGUGAAAGCCUGUUAAAGAUUUCAUGCAUCACUGCCCCUCUGUUUACUGCUCUGCUUCUAGAUAGAUCUUUUCCUGCUUUUCUUCCACUACUACUUCUGCGUGGUGAUUUUUCAUAACUGGUCACAGGUCCUGUUUGUGGCAACACAAAUAGGAAUUAGAGGAUUCUCGAGGCUUAUUUAAAUAUAUACAUAUAUUUACAUUAGCCUGAAAUAAGUGACUGUGGUCUGACCUGCAGAACCCCUCCAGCACAAAGUAUCUGAUGCAGCAUUUGCUCUGUCACACCUGAGAGACAGCUUGAUCUUGAUCAGCGGGUGCUUGCAGGUUUCCAGAGACUGCUGUCUAGGCUUGCUGUUGAUGGUGGUCCCUGUUGUUAAGGUGCAUGCAGUAGGUGGGGUGGGAACUUGCCUUAAGGUCACUUAAGAUUAGUUUUUAAGCUGUGAUUUGCCAAACCUCACCCAGAGAGAUGCAAAAUAUUCAGAGGUGACUUCUCCCUUGUUCUGCUCAGAAUGGCAGGUUUCCUGUGCUUGCUUUUGGCUUGUCUUACUGUGAAGUGAUUUGCUAGAAAAUGCAGUAUGAUUACUUGAUGAAUUAAGCUGUCAAGAAGCUGAAAAUUCAGGUAGCAGCACUGAAAGCUUUUCCUCUUCUUGCAAAGAUAAAGUAGUGAACAUAAUGUUUGUACAAUACACAUUUACCUUGAAAAAAUAAGCUGUUCACUUGCUAAGAGGUCUACAAGGACACGAUUUUUUUUUACCUAUAGAAGAACUAUAUGCUAUAGAUCGAUUUUUUUUUUAACCACAUCUUAUGUUACAGCACUUUUUUCUGCAGUGGUUCAAGAUGCGUAGCAUCUAGUAUCACGGUGGAACCCAUUCAGUUGUAUAGCUUUAUAAGCAUCCAGUCAAAUUGCACAGAGUGGUUUUUGUUUGUAACAGUGUUAAUUUGAGCUGUCUCUCCAGAUUGGAUGCUGGUGUAGAUUGGAAGCCAAACAAAUAAUUUGGGGGAUGAGGUUAUUUUGAUUUUUAAUGUCUCAGAAUCAUACAGCUCCAUGAAAACGGGAUUUUUGUACAGUGCAUUGAAUAAGCAAAUGCCUAAAUCUAUUAGGCACAUCAGUUUUAAGUGAAUAUCAAAAGUUUGCAUGCCUGAGUUAUGAGCAUGUAAAGGUAACCAUCGUGUACCCACUGAGUCAUGCAUUCAAGGAAGUGGCUACCUUGACAUGUGCAUAAUACCAGCCUGGGUGAGUGCACUUUUGACUGCACACUUUGAAAAAGGCAGACUAUGGUGAUGGCCUCACCAGCUUUAUAUAUAUAUCUCAGAAAGGUGGAAACAGCUGAUACACAUUUCAUUUGGAGAUAAUUAAGUUUGGCCUCUGAUAGCAGAAGAUUGCUUAGUAAGGAUUAGUCUUAGUCCAGGAUUCACUGUAUGUGAGACUGUUUCGUUGAUGUUUUGGUGUCUGUUUUACCUAUGUUCCAAGGAAUGUUACAGCCACGUUAUAUCAUUUAGCUUCAGUGAUCAUUUUGAGUCUUCCUAUUCAAGUGAGAUAUCUGAUAUUUUUCCCCAUGAAGGAUACUUCCUAAACUCUCUUGGCUGCAGAGCUCUAAGUCAUUCACUUUGCAUCAACUACCCACGUUGAAGUAACAGAACAGUUAUAAACACUCCCUAUUCCUUUGCUGUCAAAUUGGUUUUUGGACUGACAACACAGCCCAACUUCUACAGAGUCCAGUCUGUUCCUAUUCCCUCUCUGUCAAGUGGUGAGCCUACACUCAGUACCAAGAGGAUGCAGCCCCCUUUUUCUGAUCUCCCAAGCUCCACAGAGGUGCAUAUUCCUAAUCCUGACAGUUCAUGGACACGGUGACUUACGGGUGUACAUCGGACCACCACCCCGACACACCUAGAAUCUGUAACUCUCCAACGCUUGCCAUACCAGCUUGUGAAAACUUGGACUUUUUUUAUUUUAGAGCUAUAGAUGCACUCUAGCAUAUACAUAUCUUGGACUUUUAAUUCAUAAGGGCUUUUAUUUUUUUAAAGGGCUGCUACCUAUGACAUGCUAAAACACAUACAGUAGGAAAGUGACCAAAUGGACCACUACCCAACUGUACUCGACCUAGCAGUAGCAUACAGUUUACAUUGCAGUACAACCUGUUUGCCUUAUUAAAGAUGCUUUUACAAUGAGCAAUGGCCUUAUACUGGGCACAUUAGCAUAGACACAACACACAGUUAGCUACCAUUUAGGCCACGGCGGUAUUUCGUUGGGGUUUUGCUGUUGCUAUUGUUGGUUUUUUAUGAUUUACAUACUGAUUUUCAGUUUAAUAAGGCCUUACUUCUUAUUUUUUUCUCCAUAGAGGUAAAAAACAUUUGUGGAUUUAUAAAAAUAUAUAUAUAUAUAUAUAUAUAUACACACACACACACACAUAUAUAUAUAUUAAAAAUAAUUAAAAAAUCUGAAAUAUAUAGUAUGUGCCUCAAAUUCAGGGGACAUCCUGUUGAUUGUAAAAUCAGAAGUUGUAUUGCUCUUCAGAAAGUGAAGGAAGCUCAGCAACAUCACUUAUUGGAAACAUGCAACUACACCAGCUAAAAAGCAAUGGAUCCUACAGUGAGAUUUCUAGGACUUCAUCAAUCCAACAUAGACACUUUGAAUAAUACAUGCAACAAAUUCCUGCCAUCUGCAAGAAUCUGGUGCUGAAAUGAUCAAUGGACAAAUAAUGGUUUUAUCUACUAGGUAGUCAACAUGGAGACAGGCAUUGUCUUGUUCAGAAUGUGGAUCAAUCUGGACUGUGGACACUUAAUGACUACAACAACAUAUCAACAGCAAUAAAAUGUCAUCAUUAAAAAUUCUUUGAAAACUAUUUUAACAGAAAAUGUCCUUUUUAUUAGCACAGGUAACAUACUCACAGGGAAUUUGCUGUGUAUUUGCAGGUAUAGCUCUUUGAACUUGUUCUAUGAAAGAUUGCAAUACAUCUUCAUAUGGGGAGAAAAAAGACACAAAGGAAGUAUUUGUAGAAUAGAUUGUAAUUUUUCACAUUAUAGUGUAGCCUAUUUGGCUAAUAAAAUUGUGUUUCAAGUGCAUUGUUUAAAGAUCCUGGAUGAACAGGACAACAAACUUACGUAGGAUAUUUUUAGGGUUGUAGCAGUGCUUUACAAAGUUUCUGUUUUUGAUGUUUAAGAAUCAAGAGAAGAUGGCCAAAAAGCCUUCUGAAAACUAUGAACUGUAGUAACAUAGAGUCUUUUGCUCUCCGUGUUAAUUGCACAAAUGCAAAUGUAUUUACAUGUAUACAAAGUUGGAUCUGUAGAAGGUGUAAUCUUUGUUCAAAAUCUCAUGUCACUGAAGGCUGUUCUUUCACCUGACAGUCGAGAAGACUGCUGAUUUGUAUCCGCUCAAUGACUUUAUUGCACUAGAGCAGCUCAGUCUCAGGAAUUUGCUUGUUACUUUUACUAUGUAAAUAAAGCUUCCUGGUUCAAUAA
Molecule: messenger RNA, 7159 nt
Organism: Alligator mississippiensis (American alligator)
Lineage: Eukaryota; Metazoa; Chordata; Crocodylia; Alligatoridae
Gene: FAM53B
Product: family with sequence similarity 53 member B
Exons: 5
Coding region: 369-1649 (426 amino acids)
Biological process (GO): protein import into nucleus; positive regulation of canonical Wnt signaling pathway
Cellular component (GO): nucleus
Source: RefSeq, a predicted model, not a curated record